Molecule: messenger RNA, 1286 nt
Organism: Desarmillaria tabescens
Lineage: Eukaryota; Fungi; Basidiomycota; Agaricomycetes; Agaricales; Physalacriaceae
Exons: 3
Coding region: 220-852 (210 amino acids)
Source: RefSeq, a predicted model, not a curated record
CUAGCUAUCGACUCCCUUCUGCUGUUGUGAUACUUUGGGUGUUCUUCUAGCUCACAAAUUACUCCUGUCCGUUCCGCCCAAGAGAUAAAUAUCCUCAAUGCAUAGCUUUUGCUUGGCCGUCGGAUAUUCUAAUCGGUCACUCCUUUACGCCAUGCAUCCCCUAUCCUGUCGAUCGUCUUUAUAUAUUUCCUCCCUGCCCAACCCACCUCCCCAGUGAAGAUGCGUCUCUCCCUCUCUUUCCUGGUGUUGCCCUCCCUCGCCGCCUUCGCUGCCGCUUACUCGGCGCCUGACCCGGUUCCCGGCGCAUCUUUCCAUCAAGUAAAUGCUCGCGACCUACGCGUCCGCGCCAAAUACCCUGAGUACUUCAAACGCUCGACCCCGUCAGGCAUAAUCUGUGGGGCAACUAGGAAACGGUCGCUCCCCGCUGAUGCUACCGAUGUCCCACCCGAGCAGGUCCUCCAUCCGCCGGAGAUGGCUGCCUUCUUGAUUGGUGGAGGAAAAUUUGUGUCUGAGAAUGGAACCUCCUAUUUCGACGAACAUUUCAUGCGCAAGCACGCUAAGGAUGUUGCAAAGUUCAAGGCGGGUGCACCUAAGACUUGGCACGACUCUCUUCGGGACAAGGUCUCGGCAGCCAUAUUGGAUAUCUCGCUCCCGGCGUAUAAAAUGUGGAGGAACCAAUGGAAGGACCCCGAUGCUAUCCUUUAUCUCGCUCCCAGUACGGUAAUCCGCGCCAAGGAUCUAGAGGCCUUGGAGCUGGCGUUACUGGAAGAUCCCACGUUUGAGGAGAUAUACAUUGAAGGCUAUAGGGUUACGAGGCGAUGGAUGGAGGCGGCGGUGGAAUUUAUCGCCUAAGACGGGUUCUAGCGUGGGAGAGGUCUAGACCGGUCAAGUCACUUCACUCGUAUCUACACCCCUGAUACACUUUAGAUCGUUUAUUCUUGUUCGUACUUUCAUGGUUAUUUACUUUAUAUUUUUAUUUCGAUAUCCAUUAUACCCUUCCUUCUACUUCCUGACUUCGUCUGGUCUUAUUCGUUACAAAUCUUUUAGAAAGUACUCUCUUUACCGAUGGGCGACGUUGUUCCACGCGUGUAAUCUGACAUUCCGUCCUUUCGGAUACUGAUGUGCAGUACUGUAAGGAUGAAUACUUCGGAUUCUGACCUUGCUCUGCCUAUCACCUUCUUUCUAUCGUCUUGAGUGUUUUCUUCGUUGUUCUCAGUCCAACAUGUCACAUUGAAACCCGCGUAUAUUUUGGUAAGCGUAUACGGUGUGCCUUGUUAUUACUCGAG